Endocarpon pusillum Z07020 is the source of this 1635-nucleotide messenger RNA. RefSeq lists its product as uncharacterized. Gene Ontology annotation, biological process: rRNA processing. NCBI's taxonomy places the organism in Eukaryota, Fungi, Ascomycota, Eurotiomycetes, Verrucariales, Verrucariaceae. The transcript has a single exon. Gene Ontology annotation, molecular function: protein binding. The coding region runs from base 1 to 1635 and encodes 544 amino acids. The record is from RefSeq and is a predicted model, not a curated record. Gene Ontology annotation, cellular component: nucleus.
AUGUCUAUGGUCUUGGCGACCACCUGGGUGCGCCGUGGAGUUGCUGCACCAUUCCCUAGAAAGUACGAAAUCGACGAAGCCGAGCUUGGGCGCAUCUCAAAACUUGCUCGCCUGCAGCUUGAGGAUGCCCAGGAGGGUUUGACCACGUCGCACGAGAAGUCUGACAGAGGGAAAGAGGAGGAGAGUGAUGACAGUGAAGGAGGAGUCCAAGAGAAUGGCGGAGUCAAGGUGUUGGAUGACAAGGUCGAUAACGACGACGACCUGAAAGAGUACAAUCUCGACGACUACGACACCGAACCUAUCGACGAUGAAGGGGAGAAGUUCUCAAUGUUUGGGAAUGUGAGGUCAUUGGCGUAUCAUGCACCCAGCGAAGAAGAUCCAUACCUAGUUCUACCAGAAGGAGAGGAUGAGGACGAUGAAGAAAGAGAGGAACUACAGAUACUGGCAACAGAUAACCUGCUACUGGCUGCGAAGGUCGAAGAUGAGGUCGCACAUCUCGAGGUCAUGGUGUACGAGGACGAGGCAGACAAUCUCUACGUACAUCACGAUAUCAUGCUGCCAGCGGUACCACUAUGUGUCGAAUGGAUAGACCUUCCGGUAGGUAAAAACUCUGAGGGGAGAACAACGGGGAAUUUUGUUGCGGUGUCGACUAUGCGACCGGAAAUCGAGAUCUGGGAUCUAGAUGUGGUUGACAGCAUGUACCCCAACGCCAUCUUGGGCCAGGAGCCCGAGGAGGCCAGAGAAGGGAAUGGGGCUACCAAGAAGAAGAAAAAGCAAAAGAAGAAGCUCAAAGCAAACGAUGAGUACCACGUUGAUGCAGUCCUUUCACUAGCUGCGAAUCGACAACAUCGAAACCUGCUUGCGUCGGCCUCUGCCGACAAGACGGUCAAGUUGUGGGAUUUGAACACUGGAAAAUGCGCCAAAUCAUACUCCAUGCACAAAGACAAGGUCUGCUCUUUAGACUGGCACCCAACACAGUCGACAGUACUUCUAAGUGGUAGCUAUGAUCGAACUGUAGUGGUUACUGACAUGAGAGCACCAGAUGCCAAGGCUCCGCGAUGGACAGCGGAUGCCGAUGUUGAGCAGAUCCGAUGGAAUCCGCAUGAUCCGAAUUAUUUCUAUGCCACCACUGAGGCGGGAACAGUCUACUAUUUUGAUGCUAGGAUUGUACCCUCGGAAGAUGGGAUUACGAAGCCUGUUUGGAUUUUGCAAGCACACGAUGGGGCUGUAUCAACGCUGGACAUUAACCCAACAAUUCCGGACUUUCUGGCAACUGGAUCUGAUGACAAGCAGGUAAAGCUGUGGAAUGUGCAAAACAACAAGCCGAGCAUGGUCGUAUCAAGGAAUCUUGAGGUUGGCCGGGUCUUCUCGGCGAGAUUCGCACCGGACCAGGAGGUUAGUUUUCGUCUCGCUGUAGCAGGCAGUAAGGGUGCCAUUCAGAUAUGGGAUACGUCAACGAAUAGCGCAGUGAGAAGAACAUUUGCAGGACGAGUCGCAUUGCCAGAUGGAGAAGUGAAAGAAAGAUUUGUUGGCGUUGCUGAUGACCAAGGCGACUCAGAGGAAGAAGAGGAGGCGGACGAGGUUGAAAAUGGUGAAGAGGAGGCACAAGGCUGGGAGUCCAUGGACGAAGAUUAA